GUGGGUCUGAAUCGGCCCCACCGUGUUUGUCCUUCGUCACUUUCCGUAGUUUAUUUGUCUCCACAUAAACGCCUUCCUGUCUGAGUAACCGGACGUGCGUGCUGAAGGUCGUGAAUUAAACGAAAUCAACAAUGUCUCUUCCAAAGCCAGCAAUGAGAGGCCUCCUCGCCAAGCGUUUGAGGUUUCAUUUGCCCAUCGCAUUCGGUCUCUCCAUCAUUGCAGCAGUCGCCUUCAAGUUCACAGUAACAGAGCCCAGGAAACAGGCUUAUGCUGACUUCUACAAACAUUACGAUUCAAUGAAGGAGUUCAGUGCCAUGAGGGAAGCUGGUGUUUUUGAAAGUGUCAGACCCACUGGGAAAUAAACCGCUGUCUUGUUAUGUUCCCCCUGCAUUCCUGCUCUACAACUGGAUCUUUAUAAGAUGAUCAGAUAUGAGCAUUGAUGUCUGAUGUUCUUAUUAAUAUACAAAUAAACCAUUGACAACCAUCAUGCUGUAGUGACUUACUGGUGCUUGUACAUGAAAAUAAAUGUUGAAACCUGA
Molecule: messenger RNA, 539 nt
Organism: Cyprinus carpio (common carp)
Lineage: Eukaryota; Metazoa; Chordata; Actinopteri; Cypriniformes; Cyprinidae
Product: cytochrome c oxidase subunit 6C-1-like
Biological process (GO): mitochondrial electron transport, cytochrome c to oxygen
Source: RefSeq, a predicted model, not a curated record